Molecule: messenger RNA, 8096 nt
Organism: Aquila chrysaetos chrysaetos
Lineage: Eukaryota; Metazoa; Chordata; Aves; Accipitriformes; Accipitridae
Gene: TMEM215
Product: transmembrane protein 215
Exons: 1
Coding region: 319-1035 (238 amino acids)
Source: RefSeq, a predicted model, not a curated record
GUCACGCGUGGGAGGGCGCGGCGGGGCUGCCGGCGGGGGGGGGCCGCUCCCGCCUUAGCGGAGCGGUCUGCGGAGCGCGGCUCAGAGCGGCUCGGAGAGGGAGGAGGCAGGACGGCUCCCGCCCGCCUGCCCGGCCCGGUCCCUGCCCGUCCCAGUCCCCGUCCCCGUCCCCGUCCCCGUCUCCGUCCUCGUCCCGCCCUCCGGCUGCGGAGGGCGCUUCACCGCCCGGGAAACUUCAGCCACUUGCCGCGGAGCAUCCAGCCCCUGCCCCGAGGGGCCGCUUCGGUGAAGGGAAGUGGUCCCGUGCACGCCGGCAGGAUGGUGCGGACCAUGAGACCCGACGACAUCAACCCCCGGACGGGGCUGGUGGUGGCUCUGGUCAGCGUCUUCCUGGUGUUCGGCUUCAUGUUCACUGUGUCCGGCAUCAAGGGAGAGACCCUGGGGGACAUCCCGCUGCUGGCCAUCGGGCCGGCCAUCUGCCUGCCAGGCAUCGCCGCGAUUGCCCUCACCAGAAAGACCGACGGCUGCACCAAAUGGCCCAAGAACAAGUGUCCAUGCUGCAAGCAAGUCACGGACCGGGACGUCAUGGAGCUGCUGAGGACCCCCUCGGACCUGGAGUCUGGCAAGGGCAGCUGUGACGAGCUGGCCAAGAAAGUGUACCAGAAGGACAGGAGAGUGCUGCGGGGUGAGGACUCUGUGUCCAUCUGCACCACCACCACCACCACCAUGGGAGAGUGCAAGAGCCUCAUCAGAAAGGUGGAGCAGGAGGAGAUGCUGAGAUACCUGGAGACCUGUUACCCAGAGAUGCCGGGGAAUGUGUUCGUGGGAGAUGGCUCCACAUACAGUGCCUUGGAGAAGAAGAGCUCUUCUCCCACCAGGGACAGCAUUGCUUGCCCAGACAUUGAAGACAACAUUUUUGUUGCUCCUAAAGACAGUAUCAUUGUCUGCUCUUACAAGGAGAACAGCCCUUAUGACAGAUACUGUUGUUACAUAAACCCUACUGGAGUCAACUCAGACCAGGAGACCAUAGUGUGAAAGAUGCAUAUUUUGUAUAUAUAUAUGUAUGUAUACAAAAACUACAACUUCAACUUCUUCAUAGGGGAUAAUAUAGCUGACUGCACUGCAUGGGACAAUCCUGAUACUAUUACAGUUUAACCCGGUAUGUGACUGAUACUCAAACCUUUUGUGCCUGAAAUACUCUUUCUGUAAGUAAACAAGCAUGUUUAAAGGUUAAAGAACUCAAUUCUUCAUUUUGGGAAAAAAGAAAUUACACUUUUAUUUUAUUUUCUCCUUUUCCUUCCCUUUUAUUUUCCUGUUGCCUAUUGCACCCAAGCCUGUAGACACACUGGCAGGAGGGCAGCAGUGGCUGUCAGCUGAGAUCCAGAGCUGAAUCAAAACUCUGGAGCUGUCUGUAGGAAAGAAUGUGGUGGUCUAUGGCUGAAUGGGACUUAGCGAUAGUGUCACUUCCUUUUUGGAGGGCUUGAGAGAUGUCAGCAUGCACUCCAAUAGCUGGCCGAUGUUAGGGAGUGUAGAAGUGAUUUGUCUCUCUUCCUUCUUUUUCCUGGCAGGAUUUUAUUUUCCUCUGUUUCAAGGAAUUGAUGUGCUGACCCUCUGGGCUCUUCUGAAAAUCUCCUAGGAGCCAGAUGGGCUUAGGGGACUUUUCAAAGGCUAAUCCAUCAUCAAUAGCAUGCAAGGUACAGGUUUUAGCUUCAUUCCCCAUUGGUAUUGAGUUCACUGGAAUGUUUCUAAUGCUUUUGGAUUUUAUAGGCAUACUUGACAAGUAGACUACGACAUUAUCACAACACAAGUCCUUGCAGGGACUCAGAGCAGUUGUCAGUGGACUCGGGUCUUAAAAAUACAUUUCAGUACCUCUAAAGUAACUUAGGGAGUAGACUUCUAUGGGUUGUGUUCAGAGCUGGAUCUGACUCUUCUGAAAAUGUCAUUUUCAUGUGCCUUUUCUAAAAUGCCAGAUGUUUCUCUAUGGGUGAUGAAUGGUUACCGUCCACUCAGGGGUCUCAAAGCCAUGCUUUGCUGGGGGGGGAGGGAACAGAGAACCUGGCUGAUAGAUGUUUUUGUUCACAGCUUAUGAGAAAUAAGCAAGAGAUAGCAAGAGAAAUAUGAAGUGAGUAAUGAGGAUUAACCAUUCAAAAUCUGAGCCUGCAGCUUAGAUACAGAAACGCAAAUCCUGGCUAUUCUGUCCAACAGUAAAUUGCAUAUUCCAUGCUGUGUGUAAAAAUCUUACCUGACCUGUACUGUGUAGGUAACAGAGAUGUGGUACAAUACGAUGUGCAUGCUAAGCAGCUGCUCCAAGGGUUGAGCUCUUAGGGUAAUGGUUAUAAAGCAUGGAGUAAUUUACUAGCAUCUCACAAAGUCCUAGUUCCUAUAACUAAACUCUCACAACUCCAAAAAGUUCCUCUGUGAUGGAAGUCUUAAUAACUGUUCUUACAUAGCUGUUUUUUGUCAACCAUAUGUUGUAUCAGACAAAUGCAUUGAAUUACUGGGGUAGGAGAGAAGAAAAACAGCCUUUCUUUUGUAGCAACCUGAGAUGUGGAGAAAGUGGCAAGGAAUUUUCCACUGAAAUGAGCCAUUUUUCACUGCCUGUGGAAUUGUUUGGAAAGUGAAUGGAAACUUCAUGCAUCUGCUAGUUUGUUUGUUUGGAAACCUAUGUCAAAUUGUUACAGACAACCAGUUUCUGAAGAGGUUUCCUGAAGGAGGAAAUACAAUUUUUUAGAGAAGAUAGUUUGGUCUCUUUCAGACCAAAAAAUAUUUAAACACUUUGGCCAGUCUUUGCUGGGACAUCAGGAUGCUAUUAGGAUAAAUUAAAAAAAUACUAGUUAGUUUGAGUCAGGUAAAGCCUCUCGAUAGGUGGUUACAGGGAACUUUGCUGCCCUGGCAUGCAGUGAAAGUUCUGUGGGAGUAAAUAAACUUACACUCAGUACAGCCCAAGUUUUAUCCACUGAGCAAAGGAAUGCCACAAAAACAGACCCUCUCCCUGACAUGUUCAACUCCCACUUCCACAUAAAAGCACUCUGUUGUUGUCAGGCAGAUAGUCUCCUGCAGGCUUAGUCACUCCAAGACCUUAUUCUGCAAUGUACAGAGCAGCUCUUUGAUGGCACUGGGAAGUCUUAUUUCAUGACCUCUGAAGCCAACAGCUAAAAUACUGCUAAUGAACAUAAUGAGAAGUAGGGUCUUUCAUCGCUUUCUGUUCCCAAGGGAAGCAGGUGAGGGUCUCAGUGUGUGCCCAUGGGUGUUCAGCAUCCCUGAAGAUCAGACCCACCAUGAGAAAACAGGCUACCAGGUAGCCGCAUGCUGCCUUUGCUGGGGUUGUGAGCAAUCGCUUGCCUUGCAUAAGAGAGCAAAGUGUGAGCCCGCUGGGAACCUAGAUUUGUACAGCUCUGCAAAUAUAUAUAGGAAGAGGUCAAGUUUUUCCAUUUUGUGUAGGAUUAGAUGUUCCCUGUCAAAAGUUAUAUGGGGUUUUACAAGGCAAGACAGCAAACUCUAGUGACAAAUAGAAUGGUAAAUAUAUAACCUGAGAUACAGCCAUGCAGAUCUGAGUCGUGCUUUAUUCCAUUCUUAGUGUAAAAACAAGAAAAUUUUUGUAUGAAAGCAAGUUUAAUGGGAGUGAAAAUUUCCCACAAUAUAGGAAGAGAUAUAAAAAAUGUAUGUUUAAAAAGUGAUAUUUACAGUCAAUGCCUUCCUCCGUUCAUUUAGCUGAGGUAAGAUUUCAUAACAAAAUACAAGUUAAGCAAUAUUUCUAGGCUAAUCCACCAAAAUCCACUGAAGUUUUUUAUUGAACAUGUGGGAAUUUGAAGUUAAAUAAAUAUAUUAGUACUGCCCCUGAAAUCUCUUUCUCUGUGAUUUUUCCUUUCUUUUCUGCUAGUUAAGCAGAGGAUGAAAUGGAAAUGGAUUAUUUUGGACAUUUUAAAAAUAAGAAUUUUUCCACUUAAAAAUGAAAGUUUUUUGUGUGGUGGUUUGGGUUUUUUUUUUAGAUAAAGUGAGAUUUUUCGUACACUAUAGUUUUACCAGUAGAAACCUACUACUUAUUUGAUCAAAGACGGCAUGAUAGCAGCUUCAAGCUUUUUAUGCAGGUACCAUGCCCAGGCCUGAGAGUUACUGGGGCUUUAUUUUCAUUCAGCUCCUGUGGUCUCUUCUGAUGGCCACUAGAACUUGUAGGACCAGUGCUGAGCUUGGAACAAGCAGGAAUAAUCACAAUGCUUUUCAGAGGCAGCUUCUAGUCUUGGCUCUGAAUUUGACUUCAGGACACCACAGCUUGGGAUGUGAUUCCAAGCCAUGAUCCAGAGAUGAGAGCUUCUCUCCUUGCUACAUUUAAAACCCCUCUGGGUAAAAAUACCACUCCUGUCCUCAAUGCUAUCCUCCAAACAACGCAUGCAGUUGUAGAGGAGCUCUGUUUGUGGGUUUAGCGCCUGGUCUUAUUGAAUUCAAUUGCCACAUAUUGCUUGAUCCUACAGUAUGGGUGGCAGGGCAUAUAUUAGCGUUUGAAGAAAACCAGUGAUUUGGACAUUCACAGAAGUUCCUAAGAUAUAUAAAAUUUAUUUUUAGAAUAGCAUUUGUCAUAGUGCUAUGGUGGAGUUUACCUUCUUUUAAGAAACAAUGUAAUACACAGAUCACAGGGCAAUUUUAUGUUUCUUUUUUUAAAUUUCUAUUGUCACAAAUAGCAGUUUUACAGUCAUACAAGCUGAUCAUUGCAAAGCCGCCUUUAACAGAAAAUUUGGAGUUUUAAUCAGUGUGCAGUUUGUCCUCCUGGGGCACUAAACGAUAGCUGGUCCUUUCUUCCUGGAAUGGAACGAGUGGGAGGUGAGUGUGCUCAGGGUGUGUGUCCCUCGGGAUCAGUAUUGUGUUCUUGAUCUGCAUUCUGCAGAAAUGUGGUGCUCUUCCACAGGCAGUUCCUCCGCAUCUGAUCCAACCUCUCCACAGUCCUGGCUCCAGUAACUGUUUAUUAUGUUGUAAUUAGCAGAGUAACAGCCACUAUGACCCCCUCUCAGCAUUUCUCCUGGUACAUACCAGACUGCAGAAUGAGCUCCUGCUCUUGACCGGGGUGGUAGAAUCUGACCCUAUAUCAUCCAUUCUAUGUAAGCUGUUGUGUUGAGACAUCCAACUAAAUUGUCAGUUCUUGCAGCACAGGCCUGGCAUUUUGCAUCUCUGUGUAAUACCUUUCACACUAAAGGUGCUGUAGUGAUGGGUUAGAGAUGGGUAACUGCCAGGUCUCAAAGGCACUUCCAGCCUGAUUUUUAUGAGCAUUUAGGGACUGAUGUAUUUAUAGGCAGAGCACAAUCUGCGCUCAGAAACUUGAAUCUCAACACAUUGCCUGUAAAGCCAUACUGCUAGAGAAUGCAGUUCUGACAUGGGAGAUUUUCCGAGUCUUGAAAGGUUUCUGUGUAAGUUUCUGGUAUCAAUCAUAUUAAACAUUGCAGAGGAGUUUCCCAAUAUGUAGACUAGAGUAGUUUUCUUGACACAUUCUUACGACACAGCAUGGGGCAUCAGCUGCAAAGCAGCUCAUGCUGAGACCAUUUCAACACUGCAGAUAGUCUGAACAUGCAAUCCCUACUGGGACGACUGUCAGCAGAUUUGUUACUUCUCUGGUACAACGGGCCCUUUUAUGUAUGGUCUUCAGAAACAACACAGAGAGCAGAUCUAGAAUUCACUUUUAAUUCUCUCUGGCACAAUUUCAUCAGUAAGCAUUACCUUUAAUAUAACAGUCCUGUCAGUGGAGGAAUUCCAGACCUUGUCUUUACCAGGCAAGGAGAUCCAGCUAUCAUUGUUUUUUAAAUCACGGUCUAUUUUCUGUUCAGAACAGUUGCAUGGAUUAGCCCUGACUAUCCUAUUGUCAGAUGCAUGCAGAAAUGGUUAUGCUUAAUGUUGUUACUUAAAAACACCGCACCAUGCAUAGGUGUGUUUACAGUACAAAUUUGUUCGCAAGAGCAGGUCACAGAAAGCAUAAGCAUAGCGAUAUAUUAAUUUGAGAUCUGCUCAGAGGACCCCUCUGCCCUUCUGAGACCUCACCCAAACUUUCUGCCUCAAGCCUAUUGUUGCAAUUUAAAAUUCCUUCCAUCCUUUAGGAGAAGACAAUUUUUCUAAGAACUCUUGUUGUGGCUGUUCAAGGACAAACGGUUCUUCCAACAAGAUACACAGAGUUUAAAUGUCCCAGGACCGUUUCAUUGUAACCACUGUUACAUCCUGACUGUGAAAUCCUGGCUCUGUUACCUAUUGCAACCUGAAAUUUUCAAGUGCUUUGCUAAAUGCAAAGCAUUUCCCCAAACCAUUGGUAAAACCCUUGGUCAAUUCUGAUAGAUUCAGUACUAGUACUUUUUCAACCUACAGUUUCAUUACUUAAGGAGUGGAAAAGGGUUAAAUACUUUGAAAAUCUGGCUCUGUACUUUGCUCUAGUGAGGCAAGAACAGAAAAAGAGAUAUUAUUCAUGAAAGCAAAAGGGACCAAAAAGGCUUCACAGACAGUAUUUCAUUACUUUGUUAGAUUAACUGCAUUAUAUUCUAGUCGCAUAGGCAAUAUGUUUAGUGCAUUCUUCCAUAUGUGCAGCUUCUAUUUGGUAGCUUACCCUGAACAGUCUCAGGUAGGGACAGAGUGUUUUUCUGCCUGGAAGCAGGAUGCAAGAGCUACAGAAAAAAUUGGCAUGUAGUAGGGAUCUGAUGCCAGAAACUCAGAUCUCAUCAAAACACUUAUUUGCACAGCACUGUAUUUUACUAUGAAAUGCAGUGAAUCAUUAGCAAUUAUGUGCACUCAUGAACAUAAGGAUGCUACUACAGUAGCUUUGUAUUUGGCAUUCACUGACUAGGAAGUACCUAUUCUACUGCCAUUGAAAUCCAAGGCAAAAUUCACAAAGGCAUAAUAGAAAAAAAUCAUGUGGGUCUUCAAGGUCAAACUUAUUGCUGUAUGAAAACUGUUAAAUCUGGCACUAGAAGUUAGUUCUAAAAGGGACAUAUGCGCUUAAGACCUAGUGCAGUAUGAAGGUGAGGUACAAAUACAGAAGUUGAGGUAGCUUUGUUCCCUGUCUUAACCUAAGGACCAUGGUUAGUAUAUUAUGGGACAAUAAAUAGCAUCAUGUAGACUCAUACAUGCUCAUUGGAAGGUUUCAAUCAUUAGGGGUCCCACGCAAACAAAUUCUACAAAACACACUCUCUCACAUUUCAAACUGGUUGUUUUAUAUCUCUACAUCAGAAAGUGCAUUUUAGCAAAUUUUAAAUUAGGAGGAGACGGAAUUUUCCGCUAUUUUCUUUGGAGAGAACAUUGGAUUGCAAAUGAUUUUAUCUUUGAAUUCCGAUUAGAAUGUAAUAAUGUACAACCCAAUGUUUUACACUGACUGGUGUGAAGUAGGGGAAAAUUCAGACAGGAAUUAGGAGGACAGAGUACUUAUUAGCUGAAAAGCAGAUGGUAGCCAGCUGGAGAAUAAUCAGAAUAAUCUUGCAUAGCUUUGUCUUUUUACUGGUCUGAAAGGACAGCCCCAGAAAGACACUCUUAAAAAAACCAAAGACUCUUACUAUUGAGGUCAAUUCAGAUGGAAGGGCUAUUAAUAACUUUUGGGGAUCUGAGUGGGGUUGGAGAGAGAGAUGUUCUACAUGCUGGGGAACCUCAUACCAUUCUCUUCUUCAGACACAGAUCUUCAAGAAACCCUGCAUCCUCUGACUGCACAGUCAGGCUCAACACUCAUACUAUGCCCUUGCACUGUUUGCAAAGAACACCCGACUUUUUGUUCCACUUUUCCUUAAAUACACUCAUUUUUCUCAUUUGACUAAUUACCUGUAGGAGGAAGCAGAUAACUUUUCUGUUUGCACAAAAAGAACCAUGGAACUGGAGACCCUCUGCACAUGUCGAUAACAAGCUAAACAAAAGAUGUUUGCUACCUAAUCUAGGGGAUAAAGACUAACUUUUUGGUGGCAAAACACAGUCUUUUUCCAAUGCCAAUGGUUUGAAUAAAAUCUGGGAAGUUUUACACCUGGAAAUACAUUAACCAUUUUUUUUUACUUGUUGGGAUUUUUUUAAAUAUUGUGGUUAUUCAAUCUGUUUCUCAAUGUUCAAACUGAAACAAUAUAGUGAAGGUUUAUCGAUCUAAUUAAAGACUU